CCGACGAAGGAAAAUGGGGCGAAGAACAGUUGGUGCCCGGUACCUGCCGUGACAGCUGAUCCGUGCCUCCUCGCUAGAACUAGAACCGCCGCCUGAUUGCAGCCCAUCAGUCCUCUCCGCCAAAAGACAAGACCAUAGAGAUUAGUACUACUUAGAUUAAAAGUAGAGUCCUGUCCAUUUGGGUGUCUGUUCUUGGCGGCCGACACGCGGAAUCUGGAUCCAGUUCCCUGCUUCAAUCCUUCCCCUCCACUGAUUCAUUCCCGCAAGGAGGCCAGGCGUGUUGGAUGUGAGCAGUGGACCGACCGAUCGAUAUGGCGUUCGGCCACACACGGCUCGAUGUCCGGCGUGCGCCGCAGUCCUCCUACUUCUCCUGCUCCACAACCACCGUCGCCGUAUUCGUCGCUCUCUGCCUGGUUGCUGUGUGGAUGGCAUCGUCCAUGCUCGUCACCCCUACCGAAUUCUCUCCAUUUCAGCCCAAAGUCCGUCCAUUGCCGCCUCAAGACUCACCUCCUGACACCGGAAGCUUAACCAGUGCUGGUCAGGAUGAUGGCAUCCGUGAAAUGGAACGGGAUGUGCCCGUUGAUCCACCACCUGUUACACAACAAUUGCCUCCUGUAACAGACAGCAUGGAUAGUGAAGAUCAGCAAGAGGAUGUCAAGGAGCAAGUUAGGAAGCCUGACCGACAGAGGACCUCAGAGCAACCAGAGGUGUUCCCUGAUGGGAGUCAGGCGGAGCUUUUCAAUGAGACCACUACAGAGCGCGGACCAUGGCAAACGAAGGCUGCACAAUCUAACAAGGACGCUAAGGAGCAAACCUUGACGUCCAGUAGCCCAGUGAGCUUUACUUGGGUGCUAUGCAACGUCGACGCUGGAACAGAUUAUAUUCCAUGCCUUGACAACACAGAAGCUAUCAAGAAGCUCCGUUCCACCAAGCACUACGAACAUCGAGAAAGGCAUUGCCCCGAGAAACCUCCUACCUGCCUUGUUCCUCUACCAGAGGGCUACAGGAAUCGAAUAAGGUGGCCUAAGAGCAGAGAUCAGAUAUGGUACAACAAUGUUCCUCAUACUAAGCUGGUUGAAUACAAGGGACACCAAAACUGGGUUAAGGUUUCUGGAGAGUACCUCAUCUUCCCGGGAGGUGGGACUCAGUUUAAACAUGGUGCGUUGCACUACAUUGAUUUUAUUCAGGAGGCAAAGAAGGACGUAGCAUGGGGAAAACGAAGUCGUGUAGUUUUAGAUGUUGGCUGUGGAGUAGCUAGCUUCGGAGGAUAUCUAUUUGACAGAGAUGUGAUUACUAUGUCAUUUGCACCUAAAGAUGAGCAUGAAGCUCAGGUUCAAUUUGCUCUUGAAAGAGGAAUACCUGCUAUAUCAGCUGUUAUGGGUACAAAAAGGCUCCCAUUUUCCAGCAGGGUCUUUGAUGUUGUUCAUUGUGCACGAUGUAGGGUACCAUGGCAUAUUGAAGGCGGUAAACUCUUGCUUGAACUGGACAGACUGUUGCGUCCUGGUGGUUACUUUGUGUGGUCUGCUACACCUGUAUACCAGAAGCUGCCCGAAGAUGUUGAGAUAUGGCAAGCCAUGUCUGCUCUAACCAGUUCAAUGUGCUGGAAAAUGGUCAACAAAGUAAAGGAUAGGGUGAAUAGAGUGGGUAUAGCAAUUUACAGAAAGCCAACAGACAACAGCUGCUACGAAGCAAGAUCUGAAACAAACCCUCCACUCUGUGGAGAGUAUGAUGAUCCUGAUGCUGCCUGGAACAUAUCGUUGGGGGCUUGUAUGCAUAAGUUGCCUGUAGAUCCUACCAUUCGUGGUUCACAGUGGCCUGAGUUAUGGCCACUGAGACUGGAGAAGCCACCUUAUUGGCUGAGAGGUUCUGAGGCUGGAGUAUAUGGGAAACCUGCCCCAGAGGAUUUCCAAGCAGACUAUGAACACUGGAAGCGAGUUGUGAGCAAUUCAUACAUGAAUGGUUUGGGUAUUGAUUGGUCUUCUGUUAGAAAUGUUAUGGAUAUGAAAGCUGUAUAUGCAGGGUUCGCAGCAGCUUUGCGCAAUCUCAAGGUGUGGGUCAUGAAUGUGGUUCCAAUUGAUUCACCCGACACGCUUCCAAUUAUAUAUGAACGUGGGCUGUUUGGACUGUACCAUGACUGGUGUGAGUCGUUUAGCACCUAUCCGAGGACUUACGAUCUUCUGCAUGCUAACCAUCUGUUCUCCAAGGUUAAGAAGAGGUGCGAACUAUUACCUGUUAUCGUGGAAGUGGAUCGGGUGUUGAGGCCAGAAGGCCGGCUAAUUGUCAGAGACAACAUUGAAACAAUAAGUGAGGUGGAGAACAUUGUGAAAUCUCUCCACUGGGAGGUCCACAUGUCUUACUCCCAGGAUAAAGAAGGCUUGCUGUUUGUGCAAAAGACGACAUGGCGACCAAAUGAAACUGAAGAUAAGCUAUGAUGGCAACACUCACCCUGACUUCAGAUCCUUUGGAAGGAGGAAAUGAAGAUUUGAUGGGGAAAUAGCACAUGUAUUAUAUGUCGCUGUUUGCAAAGUUGCAAGUUAAGGGAGAGUAAUGUUAGAAGGCCCUCUAAUUUUGGGAGGGAUCUGUGCUGUGGUGUAGAGCUCUUUUUCGAGGUGUUGUUGCUGUUCCCCUUUUCUUUAUGUAGGUUUUGUAGAGCUAGUGUAGCAUGAUAGCAUAUGAUUGGGCAAUGGAUUCACCGAAGGCAGCAUGGUGGCUUAGCCUUUGCCGGUGGGGUUGCGAAAGACAGUGAGAAUUGGGAUUGUACAACAGGAGCACAGAAUAAACUGACUGGUGUCAGCAUAUAUUCAUACUCCUAUUCAUUCA
Molecule: messenger RNA, 2820 nt
Organism: Sorghum bicolor (sorghum)
Lineage: Eukaryota; Viridiplantae; Streptophyta; Magnoliopsida; Poales; Poaceae
Product: probable methyltransferase PMT26
Exons: 9
Coding region: 312-2432 (706 amino acids)
Cellular component (GO): cytoplasm; endosome; trans-Golgi network
Molecular function (GO): methyltransferase activity
Source: RefSeq, a predicted model, not a curated record